Molecule: messenger RNA, 1125 nt
Organism: Drosophila obscura
Lineage: Eukaryota; Metazoa; Arthropoda; Insecta; Diptera; Drosophilidae
Exons: 3
Coding region: 843-1028 (61 amino acids)
Source: RefSeq, a predicted model, not a curated record
CUCAUCGCGGCAAUCGGAAGGGAAAAAAAUACAUAGGUGCUUUUAUUUCGUACAUUUUAGUAAUUUGUGUGUUUUUCGUGUUCAACGUGUACGAGUAUUUAUUGUUACUGUACAAUUGUACAAUUUCCGACGGCUAAAAAUACGUACAAAACAGAGUGGCAGCCAGCUUUCGGAGUGUAACUAAAAAAGCGCCACGUUCUCGCGUUCUACAAAACACUCUCCCCACCACAAAUACACACAACACACAACUACACACUAUAUAUAAUUAAUUUAAAACAAAAAACCGCUUGGCAACAACUAUCCCAACAAAUUCAAUGAAAUAAAACUAUAAUUUCAAGCGAAAUAAACGUCUAUUUGUUGUAAACCAAAAGAGUGUGAAUUGUCCAACGGCAACCGGAAAGAGAGAAAUCGGGAAAAAGUUUUAUAUCACAUCAGUGCUUUUCCAAUGUAGCCCUUCACGCCUGAUUAACACGAGAGCGUUGUGUGACUAUAUAGCAGUUUCGUGUUAAAUACCUCAAAAUCAUCGUACAAACUGGCCGACUAUAGCAAAUAUCCAAAGAAUUCUCCUCCAUACCAUACAUUUCCCAGCAGCAGCCAAAGCGAUUUUCACUCCAGCUAGCGCAACAUUUGACUGAGUCACGAGCCAUUACAAUUUCCCGUUCUUCAAAUGGGUUGACUUGUGAUAUUGCAGCUUCCUGGACCCGGGAAACAAAAGGGAUACAGCUUGAACCUGAAAAGACAUAGCCGAAGAGAACAUCAGAACACCAUCCACACAUCCAUCCAUAGGAUACGAUAGCCAACAAUAGACCCCAAUUGAACUGUUUGGAAUCUCUGCAAGACCAAUGAACCACUCGGCCGCAUCGCUUUACAGCGUGGCCACCAUCUGCAGCACCUGCUCCUGCUCCUGCUCCUACACCUGCUCCAGCCGCAGCUUCAGCAUCCCGCAACACACUGGCCAGCUGAUUCGUCAACGUUUUGGCCACUCGUACGCAGCACGCGCCGAUCUCAAUUAUAGCCACGAAUACUGAAACUCCACUGAUCCACUCCCCACCGCCCACUGAAGCGAUCGAACGCGUGUGAUAUACAUAUAUCCCAUUUCUUUGUGGAUUAGAAUCAGCCUCACGA